Phragmites australis (common reed) is the source of this 1407-nucleotide messenger RNA. Its product is annotated as cationic peroxidase SPC4-like. Bases 76 to 1167 code for a protein of 363 amino acids. Lineage: Eukaryota; Viridiplantae; Streptophyta; Magnoliopsida; Poales; Poaceae. The record is from RefSeq and is a predicted model, not a curated record. Gene Ontology annotation, biological process: response to oxidative stress; hydrogen peroxide catabolic process. Gene Ontology annotation, molecular function: peroxidase activity; heme binding. The transcript has 3 exons.
GAAGGCGGGAGGGCGCAAGGUCGCCACAAGCUCAACUGCCCAGCUAGCCAAAGGCACACGAGACAAGUGGCAAGCAUGGCAAUGGCGGCUUCUCGUCGGCGCGCAGUCCCUGCUUCGCUGGUAACAGCGGCGGCAACUGUGGUGCUUGUGUUGUUGAGCGCUCCGGCGGUUGCCGACGUAGCAGCCAGGUACCCACCGCUGGCCCCGGGUCUGUCGUUCGAGUUCUACAAGGAGAGCUGCCCCAUGGCCGAGUGCAUCGUCAAGGACUACCUCGAGACGGCCAUCAUGCAGAACGUCGGCCUCGCCGCUGCGCUCAUCCGCCUCCACUUCCACGACUGCUUCGUCCAGGGCUGCGACGGUUCCAUCCUGUUGGACUCGACGCCGACCGAGGAGAGUGAGCAGGCUGCCAUCCCCAACCUGACGCUCCGCCCCGCGGCGUUCAAGGCCAUCAACGACAUCCGCGACCGCCUCGAGCAGGCCUGCGGCCGCGUCGUCUCCUGCGCCGACAUCGUCGCCCUCUCCGCUCGCGAGUCCGUCGGCCUGGCCGGCGGGCCGGGGUACAAGGUCCCCCUGGGCAGGCGCGACAGCCUGAAGCCGGCGUCGCAGCAGGCCGUGAACGACGGGCUCCCGCCGCCGACCUCUGACGUCACCAAUCUCCUCGGCUUCCUGGCCAAGAUCAACCUCGACGUCAACGACCUCGUGGCAAUCUCCGGCGGCCACACCGUCGGCAUCGCGCACUGCGGGUCCUUCGACGAACGCCUCUUCCCGACGCAGGACCCCACCAUGAACAAGUGGUUCGCCGGCCACCUCAAGCUCACCUGCCCCGUCAAGGGCACGGACAACACCACCGUCAACGACAUCCGCACGCCCAACACGUUCGACAACAAGUACUACGUGGACCUGCUCAACCGGGAGGGGCUCUUCACCUCCGACCAGGACCUCUUCACCGACGGCAGGACCAAGCCCAUGGUCACCAAGUUCGCCGUGGACCAGAACGCCUUCUUCGAGCAGUUCAUCUUCUCCUACGUGAAGAUGGGGCAGAUCCAGGUGCUGACGGGCUCGCAGGGGCAGAUCCGCGCCAACUGCUCGGCGCGCAACCCCGGCGAUAACCUCCCAUGGUCCAUCGUGGAGACCGCCGUCGACGCCGCCGAGAGCCUCGUGCUCUAGAGCUUCUUCGCGUGCUUUGGUUUGUUCAUCUUUUGUUGGGAAUGCAUGCCAAGCCGGCGAUCGAAUAAGUGGCGUGGCACACACGUAUAUGGAGUUAUGGACAAGGGCACAAGUAGCGCUACUCGAAUACUCGAUGUAUAGUCGAGUAAUUCGUAAUGUGUGGAUGAACGCUCUGCAAUAAACAAACAUUGCCAAGUGCAAAGACAAAAAAGACUUGAUGAAGGCAAUGGUGCUGCGUAA